Rotaria socialis is the source of this 1917-nucleotide messenger RNA. The record is from the annotation of a GenBank genome assembly. NCBI's taxonomy places the organism in Eukaryota, Metazoa, Rotifera, Eurotatoria, Philodinida, Philodinidae.
AUGCCUCAGCAAUCAUCGCCGCCAUCACCUGGCGAUGCUCCAGCACAAAUUGAAAGCGUAUGUUGUAAUCCUCAAGCUCAAGUGAGAUUAAAAGAUCGAGCAACAUGGAAAAUUCAUGGAAAACUCGAGUAUUCCAGUGAACAAACUGAAGGAAAACUUAGAGAUAUGUUUGAAAAAUUACUCAAAGCAUCCGAUAUACUUUCACCAUCUGUUACGAAAUUACUUCAAAAACCUGGAUUAUCCGUUGAAGAAAAAAAACUAUUAAGACUCACAAAUCCUGAUAAUAUUCAGGUUGAGUCUAAUUAUCGAGGACCACACAUCAAAAGUCCAAUUACAAGAAGUACAUUUGUUGAUUUGAUUGAAGCUUUUCAACAAGGACAUGUUUUACAUGAAAAAUACGUCUAUGUAAUUCUUCAUCAAGCACGUGCUAUACUUAAAACGUUACCAAAUGUUAAUCAUAUUGAUUUAUCUAAUUUACAUCAUAUAUUUAUUGUUGGCGAUCUUCAUGGACAAUUAGCUGAUUUAUUACAUAUAUUUAAUGCGAAUGGAUUACCUGCAACUGAUAAUCCAUUUAUAUUCAAUGGAGAUUUCGUUGAUCGAGGUCCGAAUUCAGUUGAAGUUAUUCUUUUACUUCUGGUUGCUUUAAUUCUCUAUCCGAGUUCAGUAUUUCUCAAUCGAGGCAAUCAUGAAGAUCAUAUGGUUACAUUUCGAUAUGGUUUCGAAAAUGAAGUUAAUCGAAAAUAUACAAAAUGUAAAACAUCAUUAAUUGAUCUAUUCAAAGAUUUAUUCAGUUGGCUACCAAUUUAUUCAUCUGUUGACACAGGAAUUUCUAAACUGAUGAUAGUCCACGGAGGAAUAUCUGAUCGUAUUAACUUAUCACAAAUAAAUUCUCUGACAAGAAAUCGAUUAGAUAGUUCACUUAGUAUACCACCGAUAUCGAAAAAUAUUGGCCAACGAUUGACUAAAGAUGAAGAAGAUGAGUAUCUUCAAAUGGCAGAUUUAUUGUGGUGCGAUCCGGAUCCUGAAGAUCGUCCAGGCUGUCGAAACAAUGAUAAUAGAAGUAUGGCUUGCUAUUUUGGUCCGGAUGUGACAGAAAAAUUUCUGAGUAAAAAUCACUUUUCAAUGCUUAUACGUUCACAUGAAGUUAAAGAAAAGGGUUAUGAAUUUGAACAUAACAACAAAGUUUUAACUGUUUUCAGUGCAUCGAAUUAUAAUGGUGAAUCCAAUUGGGGUGCUAUUGCACGAUGGGAUUACAAGACAGAAGAGCCGUGGGUUAUGUCAUAUACAUCUCAAGAUAUUGCUCCAGUUGAAGAAUUGAGUUUUAAUAAACAAGUAACAUUAUUCGAAGAUCCAGUUUAUCAAUCAUUAAUGGAGACAAUUGUAGCGAAGCAAAGUUUACUUAGAAAAGAAUUUGAAAGAUCCGAUAGAAAUCAAACUAAUCAUAUAUCUUUGACGAAUUGGGCCGAUAUAAUGAAAAAUGUUCUUCAAAUUGAUUUGCCUUGGUUUAACUUACGUUCAAAAUUUGUAAAAGAAGACACGCAAGGAAUCUUAUAUAAUAGUAUGCUUGAAGAAUAUGCUUCAGAUGAUGCGAAAUUUCAAAAGUCUCAUGCAGGUAUUAUGGAAGAUUUAUAUAUGUCGAAAGAUGUACUUAUGACAUUAUUUAAUUUAAUUGAUUCUGACCAUUCAGGUUUUAUAAGUCGUGAUAGAUUUUCUGAUUUUAUUAAACUUUUACUUGACCGUGAAAAUGGUACGGGCGAUGUAAACCAAGGUUAUAUUGAUGAAGUCAUGUCGGCAAUGGAUUUGGAUAAAAAUGGAAAAAUUGAUGUUAAUGAAUUUCUAGAGAGUUUUCGUAUUGUGAAUAUGAAGAAACCACAAAGCUUAUAUGAUAAACCAAAAACAACGCAUACCAUUAUAUAA